Peromyscus maniculatus bairdii (prairie deer mouse) is the source of this 11988-nucleotide messenger RNA. RefSeq names its product adenylate cyclase 1 (gene Adcy1). Gene Ontology annotation, cellular component: plasma membrane. The record is from RefSeq and is a predicted model, not a curated record. Lineage: Eukaryota; Metazoa; Chordata; Mammalia; Rodentia; Cricetidae. Gene Ontology annotation, molecular function: adenylate cyclase activity. Gene Ontology annotation, biological process: adenylate cyclase-activating G protein-coupled receptor signaling pathway; intracellular signal transduction; cAMP biosynthetic process.
GGCGUGUGGCGAGGAGUUCGCGUGCCCCGAGCUGGAGGCGCUGUUCCGCGGCUACACGCUGCGGCUGGAGCAGGCGGCCACGCUGAAGGCGCUGGCGGUGCUCAGCCUACUGGCGGGAGCCCUGGCUCUGGCUGAACUGCUGGGCGCACCGGGACCCGCGCCUGGCCUCGCCAAGGGGUCUCACCCGGUGCACUGCAUCCUCUUCCUGGCGCUGUUCGUGGUCACCAAUGUCCGAUCCCUGCAGGUGCCCCAGCUGCAGCAGGUCGGUCAGCUGGCGCUGUUCUUCAGCCUCACCUUCGCGCUACUCUGCUGCCCCUUCGCGCUGGGUGGCCCGGCGAGGGGCUCUGCGGGAGGCGCCGUGGGAUCCGCGGUUGCUGAGCAGGGGGUUUGGCAACUCCUUUUGGUCACCUUCAUAUCCUAUGCCUUGCUGCCCGUGCGCAGCCUACUGGCCAUCGGCUUCGGGCUGGUGGUGGCUGCCUCACACUUACUGGUCACAGCCGCCUUGGUCCCUGCCAAGCGCCCACGUCUCUGGAGGACGCUCGGUGCCAAUGCCCUGCUCUUUGUGGGUGUGAACAUGUAUGGCGUCUUCGUGCGGAUCUUGACGGAGCGCUCACAGAGGAAGGCCUUCCUGCAGGCUCGAAGCUGCAUUGAGGAUCGGCUGCGGCUGGAGGAUGAGAACGAGAAGCAGGAGCGGUUGCUCAUGAGCCUCUUGCCCCGGAAUGUCGCCAUGGAGAUGAAGGAAGACUUCCUGAAGCCCCCAGAGAGGAUUUUCCACAAGAUUUACAUCCAGAGGCAUGACAACGUGAGCAUCCUGUUUGCAGACAUCGUGGGUUUCACAGGUCUGGCGUCCCAGUGCACGGCCCAGGAGCUGGUGAAGCUGCUCAAUGAACUCUUCGGCAAGUUCGACGAGUUAGCCACGGAAAACCACUGUCGCCGCAUCAAGAUCCUUGGGGACUGCUACUACUGUGUGUCGGGCCUCACCCAGCCCAAGACUGAUCACGCCCAUUGCUGUGUGGAGAUGGGACUUGACAUGAUCGAUACCAUCACAUCCGUGGCCGAGGCUACUGAAGUGGACCUGAACAUGCGUGUCGGGCUACACACCGGCAGGGUCCUCUGUGGAGUCCUGGGCCUACGCAAGUGGCAAUACGAUGUCUGGUCCAAUGAUGUGACCCUGGCCAAUGUCAUGGAGGCUGCUGGCUUACCUGGGAAGGUUCACAUCACAAAGACGACCCUCGCGUGCUUGAAUGGGGACUACGAGGUCGAGCCGGGUCAUGGCCACGAGAGGAACACCUUCCUGAGAACUCACAACAUCGAGACCUUCUUUAUUGUGCCAUCCCAUCGGAGAAAGAUAUUUCCUGGCUUGAUUCUCUCGGAUAUCAAACCAGCCAAGAGGAUGAAGUUCAAGACUGUCUGCUACCUGCUGGUGCAGCUCAUGCACUGCCGGAAAAUGUUCAAAGCUGAGAUCCCUUUCUCCAACGUGAUGACCUGUGAGGACGAUGACAAGCGGAGGGCACUGAGAACAGCCUCGGAGAAGCUCAGAAACCGCUCAUCUUUCUCUACCAACGUGGUCUACACCACCCCGGGCACACGUGUCAACAGGUACAUCAGCCGUCUUCUUGAAGCCCGCCAGACAGAGCUGGAGAUGGCAGACCUGAACUUCUUUACCCUGAAGUACAAACAUGUUGAACGAGAGCAAAAAUACCACCAGCUUCAGGAUGAGUACUUCACCAGCGCUGUUGUCCUCGCCCUCAUCCUGGCUGCCUUAUUUGGGCUUGUCUACCUUCUGAUAAUUCCACAGAGUGUGGCUGUCCUGCUGCUGCUGGUGUUUUCGAUCUGCUUCUUGGUGGCCUGUAUCCUGUACCUGCACAUCACGCGGGUCCAGUGUUUUCCAGGGUGCCUGACGAUCCAGAUUCGCACUGUUUUGUGUGUAUUCAUAGUGGUCUUAAUCUACUCAGUAGCUCAAGGAUGUGUGGUGGGCUGCCUGCCCUGGGCCUGGAGCUCUCAGUCCAACAGCUCCCUAGUGGUCCUUGCGGCUGGCGGCCGGCGCACUGUGCUGCCUGCCCUGCCCUGUGAGUCUGCACACCACGCCCUGCUCUGCUGCCUGGUGGGCACCCUUCCACUAGCCAUAUUCCUGCGGGUGUCCUCCUUGCCAAAGAUGAUCCUGCUGUCUGGGCUGACCACAUCCUACAUCCUGGUCCUGGAGCUCAGUGGAUACACCAAGGUUGGGGGCGGUGCCCUCUCUGGGCGCAGCUAUGAGCCAAUCAUGGCUAUCUUGCUGUUCUCAUGCACACUGGCCCUGCAUGCCAGGCAAGUGGAUGUUAGACUGCGGCUGGACUACCUCUGGGCAGCACAGGCUGAAGAGGAGCGGGAUGACAUGGAGAGAGUAAAGCUGGACAACAAGAGGAUCCUCUUCAACCUCCUGCCCGCCCACGUCGCACAGCACUUCCUCAUGUCCAAUCCCCGGAACAUGGACCUCUAUUACCAGUCCUACUCCCAAGUGGGCGUCAUGUUCGCCUCCAUCCCCAACUUCAAUGACUUCUACAUCGAGCUGGACGGCAACAACAUGGGGGUUGAGUGUCUGCGGCUCCUCAAUGAGAUCAUUGCCGACUUCGAUGAGCUCAUGGACAAGGACUUUUACAAGGACCUGGAGAAGAUUAAGACCAUUGGGAGUACCUAUAUGGCUGCCGUGGGGCUGGCGCCCACAGCAGGAACCAGGGCUAAGAAGUCCAUCUCUUCCCACCUGAGCACGCUGGCAGACUUUGCCAUCGAUAUGUUUGAUGUCCUGGAUGAGAUCAACUACCAGUCCUACAACGACUUUGUUCUCCGAGUCGGCAUCAACGUUGGCCCUGUGGUGGCUGGAGUGAUUGGCGCUCGCAGGCCCCAGUACGACAUCUGGGGAAACACAGUCAAUGUGGCCAGUCGGAUGGACAGCACUGGGGUCCAGGGCAGAAUCCAGGUGACUGAGGAGGUCCACCGGUUACUGAAGAGGUGCUCAUACCAGUUUGUGUGCAGAGGCAAAGUCAGCGUCAAGGGGAAGGGAGAGAUGCUAACGUACUUUCUAGAAGGCAGGACUGAUGGAAACAGUUCCCAUGGCAGGACCUUCCGCUUGGAGCGGAGAAUGUGUCCUUAUGGGAGAGGCCAGCCCAGACGGCCCCCACUGUGUCCUGGAGCUGGACCCCCAAUGAGGCCGGGGCUUCCCCCAGCCCCCGCUGGUCAGUUCCUGACAUCCACAGCAGCAGGGAAGGAAGCCUAGUGGAGCCCAUGGGCCACUGGAGAUGCAUGCAUAGCAAGAAUGCUCCAGGAUGACACACGCCAUCAUGGCUCCAGCCAAGACCAGCCAGAGGAGCAGUUGCUAAGUGGCUGGGCUGGAGAAGAAGCAUCGUCUAGGUGUGGCCUGAGGCCAAUGGGAGAUGUGCCCAAGCUACCCACUUGGGGCAUAUGGAGCCCUGUCUCUUCCUAGUGACCUGGUUAUGCCUGGCUAGUGUUGGCAUCGGUGGGACCUUGGGAAUAUCUUCCAUGGUCAAUGGCAAAAGCUGUGGAGGUCCAUCUGGCAGAGGAGCCCACCACGACUGAGCCCCAAGUCAGCCUGGCUUAUGGGUGGCUCCAGCCCUGGUAGGCCCUGGCUUAUGGGUGGCUCAAACCCUGGCUAGAAGAUUCGAGUACCAGACUGGGAAGUUGGCCCCGCUGGGCAGGGCCAUCAAAGUUGAGUUGUUUAUACCAUGGGCACAGCUUAGGGCUCGUCAGGUCUCGGACAGGACAGGAAGAAUUGAAAAGCCACCUCUUACUGCAUGAAGAGUGAUGUUGUUGGCUUUCCUCAAGAGUAGGCUUUUGCUAACAGCCAGAGGCAGGUCUUCUGGAAUCCUCAGGGGGCCCCACAGCGCCCCCCCCCCAACUUCUAUCCUCCUGGCCUGUGCAUUCUCUUCCAACCCCACUUGCCUGCUGGUCUCUGACUCCUGUGACAGCGAGUCCUCUUCUCCCGUGCUACCACCGCACAUUCAGAGAAGAGGGGUGUGUGCUGAUUUGCCUUCCCCGGGGUGUCUCGGACACUGUUAAGUGUCACAAAAAUCAAGCCUUCAUUUAUGCUGAGUGAUUGGCUCCCUACACCCGCGAGCACUUUCCUUGCUGGAAGACAUCAUUUCUCUGACAUAACCACCCCUCCUCUUGGGGGUUUCGGAGUUGGCAGAGUGUGCGUUCCUGAGUCUUAGGUGUGGUAUCCCUGCUCCCGAGUGAAGAAGGGAGUCUCCCAUCUGCGCUUUCCCACGACUGCAGCUGAGAUGAAAACCGCGAGUGUGGGGAACAGGAGUCUGAAGGAGCUGCUAGGAAGCAAUGGGCCCGGAAUAGCUGGAUGAAACCUGGCUUCUGGAGAUACUCAGCCUCACUCACAGGAAGGGAGGCAGCUUGAAACAGGGCAGGUGGGCGUAAGCCCUGCCUGCUCACGGCUGUAGAGGUUCAUCUCCUCACUGCUCCCCAAGGACUUUCCCCUGCCUAAGGUCCUGUCUUCUUCGACUAGGGCAGAGCUUUCCCUGGCAGGGUGCAGAUGUGGGGGUCCCUGGUUCCCAACUCAGCUCUGGCUCAAGUGUGUGGCCAUGCUGGGGCCUGGGUAGUUUCACAGGUCAGCCAGCGCCCAUCCUGGGAGACUCAGGCGAGGCUAGACUCAGGUGGCAUGUGUCAAGCGAAGGAGAGAGGCGGAGGCUGCGUGCACAGUCUCCAAGUACCUGAGACUGUAGGCUGUACUGCAGGUGCCCUAGGGUAGGGGUGAGGCAGCUGGGAAGACUGCAUAUUCUCUAUGGGCUGGAGCUUGUGGUUGAUGGUAAAGGUACCCUCUGGCACCUUCUGCAGAGGAAUGUUGACCUGUGCCCACCCUGUUUUGUUGCCUUUCUGAUGAUAGCAUAGCAGGCAGUGUGGUAUGGCCAUCGUUUGCUGCCUUUCUGUCAUUCUGUCCUGGCUAGAACCCGGAGCCGGGGCCAGACUGACCCCCGCACUCCACUGUAGCGUCCAGAGCUGGAGAGCCAGGAGCUUCAGCCUCUUCCGGUGGUCAUGUCUACUUCCUGUGGCUUGGCAUUUUGAUAUAGCAGUGCUGGGGGGAUGCCGGCUCCAGUAGGGCUGAGGGCAGGGGAGAGCUUUGGGGUUUCUCAUGUGGUCCAGAAUUCCACCAGAGAUUGCAUUUACAGGAAAGCUGCAGGCUGGUGGGGGUGGGGUGGGGGUGGGGGUGGCUCUGAGGAGAGGCAGAUUCAUCUGAGCCGGAACCUGGCGAAGGCACACAAAUUUUCACUCUUUGUGCCUCCUGCCCGCUCCCACGUUUUCCUAUCCUUGGGACGAAUAGCUUUGCCUCAUGGGCUUCUUUUUCCACUAGGACUUUUUCACCUGUCGGUUUGUCUUGACCAGAUUUGAAGCAGUCAGCUCAGACAGGAGCACCCAGAGCAAGUGAGUUACGUUGGAGCCCUGGCUCUGUGGGCUGUGGUCCUGCCCCUGGCCUUCUAGGUCAUUAAGGAUGGCAGAAAACCUCUAGCGCAGCCUGGGUUUCCUCUGAGUGGCUACGGGGCCUCCAGAGCUCCUGUGUGCCUGGGCUGUCCGGGUUAGGCAGGGAGGCAUGGUUCUCAAAGAUGAUGCCCACAGGAUAGCCCCAGGCCUUGUGUGUGUCGGCCAAGGAGCUUCACGGGGGGACUUGGGGUGGCCGCUGAAGGAUGAGAACGGAUCCUGGACUGCACCAUUGGGGUUGGUGCAGACACAUGGCCUCUCAGAAGUCAACAGAAGGAUGGACAGGCUGGGAGAGGUGUGAAGCAUACACUGAAGAGACCUGUGAGGAGGGCACCACAGCUCCAGCCAGCAGAGAAGCCAGGAUGUCACUCCCACAACCCACAGGGAACUGAAAUUGGCCCUCGCCUGAGUAAGCAGCAGGCAGAUCACCAGAGCCAUCAGGAAGGAGCCCGGUGACACCUGGAUCUGACCUCUAAGACUCGAAGCAGAGCCAGCCAGGGCCUGUAGUGUUGCACGCACAUGAAGUGUGCAAAAUGGGGAUCACAUGGGUGCUUGGGCAGAGCCACCCACAGUGUGGUCAGAGCCAGAGAAAGCAACCGUAUAGGAUGACAUUGCCUUCUCUGGGCACAGAACUGUUCCGAAGUAGACCGCACAGGAGCCUUGGCUGGGUCUCUUCUUCAGGGGCGACAUCUCCAUCAUCAGCAAUUCCAAACCCGCCUACUUCUUGUGAGGUCAGGAACCACACGUGCAGCCAUAAUGUUCCUCCGGGUUUGGUGACAAAUGACUUUCUUUUUAUUUGUGAUAAAAAUGUAUUAUAUUGCCUUAUUUAUUUUUAAUCUUGUACAAUAUUCAUGUACAAAUGUUAGAGCCAUUUGGGUAGGAUUCUCUCCAAAUUAUUUAUUUUAAGAUGCUCUGUAAAUAGUGCACCAGUUACAGGUGCUUCCUGUUCACUUGUACCAAAAAUGAGGAAAAGCCUGGCACCCACGUCAACCCUUGCUUGCGAUGCUGUGGCCCUUGGGAAAUGACCCCUUUGUGUUCCCUUCUCAACCCUAGCAUGCCUCCCGUGCCUGACAUUGUAGAGUAGAACCCAGCCCCAGAAUGCUUCCAAACGCUUCCAUGGACUGUGCCAACCUGGGACGGUCCACUCCUGGAGCGUCUCUCCCUGCAGGUGUAUGUCCCCCACACACCCAGCCACCCACUCGUUUCUCGGACUCCCAAGCCACCAGGGCUUCCGGACCCCUUCUGUCAUAGAAGCAAUAACCAUAACUCUAUACUGUAGAGACAAGUCUGGCCCAAGCAGAUGGAUACUUCGGAAACUACCCAUGCAUGUGAGUUUGCUAUAGAGGACUGUCAUUCCAGGUCCCCACCCCUCCCAGAAGGCCCAGCUCUAGCUUCUUGGUUUCUGGAGCUUGGAUUGGUACCCCCAGAUAGCUGAGCAGACUGAGCCAGCCACCAGUCCUGAGCCCUACAUUAUUGCUCACUAAGGAAUAAAGCUUAGGGCAGCCAUCCGACCCUGUAUCUGUACCUAUCCUUGAGUCGUGAUGCUUCAUCUGACUGAGGGUAGUAAUGGUUUGUUUCAGUGGUGUGAGCAUCAAAAGGUAACAUUUCAAGGCACUCAUGGAAUACUAUUCAAAGAAAACGAUGCCAUAGUCAAGGUUGCACAUCUCACUUUUAUCGGUGCCAUCCUGGUAGGAGAAGAGCUCUGUGUUGGAGAGGAUGAUUCCUGAGGUUAUAACAGGAAAGGGCUAGGAAGGGAGCCCUGACUAGCAUAAAGGAUUCGGACUGUGGGCUUAGUUGGUGGAUGUGGCCAGCCUUCAGAGAGUUCACAUUUUAUUUAAGUGCAAUCUGAAGGACUCUUGUGCCAUAACAUGUCCUAACAUCGACCUACAGAGGCUGUGUAAAUGACUUGCUUUAAUGGGCUGGGUAAGAGGGGAGCAGAUUGGAUUGUGGAAUCAGGGAAGGUUUCAUUUGAUUCUCCCAGCCAUCACCACUCUCAACAAGGUAGGUUCUAGGACUCUCCGAGUCUCAGGGAUCUUGUUCAUAGCCUGUACAGUGUUCAGUCGAUGGUGUUGGGGGUUUACAGAGCAGGUGUGUACCUUGCACAGGGAGCAUAACAGUUGCAGGGAAAGAACAUUCUAUAUAUUGCUCACCUAUCAGCACCAUGAGAGGCUGCAGAAGUGAUGCUCAUAUAUUACUUUAUUGAAUGGUUGUAUAUAGGUAACCCCCAGAAACUGACUUGCUCAUGCUUUUUAGUGGCUUCAAUUUUUAAAGAGUGCUCUUACAUGCACAUAUACACAAAACAAAACAAAAAAACCCAAAACCUUCUCCCAGUUGUUUGCCUUGGUAAAAUUAAUAAAGAACAAAUCUAGCAGCUUGGGUGUUAUGUGGGCCCUGAAGCAUCUUGCUUCUCUGACUGUGAUUGGCUUUUGGUUUCCAUUUUGGGUUUGAACCAAUAGCUCAUUUUCAUUUACAACUACAGGCUUGGAGGUAGGUUGAUGGUUAAAAGUGUGUGUGUGUGUGUGUGUGUGUGUGUGUGUGUGUGUGUGUGUGUGUAGGCUGGGCGUUAGAGGAGUUGCAUUGGGUGGACUUAGAUUCAGGGAUCUGCUUGCUGGUGUGAUGGGACCCAGAGUUCAACAGGCAAAAUCGGAGCUGCCCUCAGCUGACCUGGGGAAGCUAACCUCUGUGUUUCGGGCAGAAUGAGGUCUCUAUUUAGGAACUGAGACUUCUAGAUAACGAUCUUGCUCAUGAAUCAUUCUGAGCUCUUUGGCACCAGAGAGGAAAUGUGUUAGGAUGUUCACAGCUGCCAGGAUGAAUAUGGUGGAAAUGGAGGCUCUUUGGCCCUAAGCAACUCUCGGUGCCUGUGUGGUCAACUGGUACCACAGGAGGCCAGUGUGGACCCAGAGGCACAAGGCCUAGAGCCCAGGAGCCUUCCUAGGGGAAGGCAGAGGGUGUGAGGCCUGGUCAGAGGAGCUCCACCUGGAGGGUAGGGAGGGCACAGAACUAAAGGGCACAUUCAGGAAGGCUUCUGCUGCUCACUGGAUGGAGAAUUCUGGGGAGUUUGAUGUCCACAUGUAGAUGAUGUGGGGUGGCCUAGUCCUGCUGGUGGCUGAUGACAGCCGCACAGGGUACUCCUGCCUGGGGCCUGUCUGUGAUGCUCUAGGGACUGGAGGCAAGGAGGAUGUGAUGGGCUGUAGCGGCUGUUUCCUCUCACAGGGUCAGGUGCACAGUAAACACCACCUCACAGACACAAGAGAAUCAGGCAAGGCAGGUGUCUGCACCCUCAGGUUCUGCCUCCCCAAGAACCCAGGGGGUACUUUGGAUAUAUCUGGGGUCUCCAGCAGCCCUGUGUGCUCACUCCUCGGAAAGGCAGGUCCAAUAAUAGGAUAUGAGAUUUGUCACUCUGGGGUCCAUUUGGUAAACACUUCAGAUCCAACUUCAAGUGCCACGUUCUGUCACUAUAAACGAUUAUCCAGUCAACAGAUCAUUAUGUAAAGACUAAGACGUUUGGAUUUUUUAUGUUUUCUUACUGUUUUAAUCCAUUCUGUUCCACACAGACCAGAUUUGUCCAGUAGCUUGAAAAACAACAAACCACUCCACUCGGGGCCAUACUUAGUUCAAAUCAAUGCGUGCUCCUGUGCACAUGUGUAAACAUGUGUGUGCAUGUCUCAUACAACAUAAAUUCUCCCUAGGAGUAAGAAGAUUAACAGCAGGACCAAAACUAAAUUUGAAUACAGUCAGCUGACCAUCCUUUGGGACACUUAGCAUCCCAUAAACUGAGGCAGCACCUGCCAAUUCCCACCCUCCAUUGGGGGGGAUGGGUGGAGGAUGGGCACUUGUCCCUGAGCUACUGUCCAGUAAGGACUGCUGACUCUCUUUUGCAAAGAGACUGCCAUCAUAGCAUUCAGGCCCAGGUGCAUUGAGGCAAUCUGUUGCUCCUAUUUCUUUUGUCUUGUUGGUUUGAGGGUUUGGGUACAUGUGGCGUACUGUGCAGAGAUGCCAGCGUGAGUGUGUAUCGAAACUCUUGAGGGAGGAGCAAAGUGGCACCCACCUCAGGUACAUGAGCCCUUUCCUACCCUCCAAGUUAUAAGAGCUGCCGUGGAGGCCACAUCCUCCACCUGGUAUGUCUGUCAGCUGCCACCCAUCUGCCUUGUACAGUGGGAAGAACAAGACUCAGGAGGCUAGCACGAGUUGUGGUUCAUAAACUGUCUUAAAAUUCAGAAAAUGGACCACUGUCAUGCCACAUCCUCUGUCCUGACAAGUGUUAAGUCAUUUAAAAUCUAAUGAAUGUACUGAGUUUUCUCUAGCAUGCUACUAACCUGCUAAGUCCACAGUCAACCACAGGGAGGUCAGUCAUCAUUGUCCCAUUAGUUAACAUCUUUGGGGGGGGGGGUUGAUAUGUGGGUAAAUUGAUCAAACAUUCAUUGCUAGUCUUCCCAUGUAGCUUUGCAAUUCCUGGGCAUCCACGUCCGUGAACAGCCUGUGGAGGAAGUGGUAUAAUACUCAAAUACAUGUUGUCCUGAGACUGCAACCCAGAGAGGGAGAGGCCACGCCUCAUCUGUUCUGGCCGACCUGUGUGUUUUCUCUUCCGGCUAGGGUCUCUGCUAAGCAAAUGGCAUUCUGUAAGGACUGGGUCAUUGUUGAUGCUAUUGACUGUACAUAAUGCCUACCGUGGUGCAGGGCACCUCAUGGAGGCGCAUCCCUUGUGGGCAAGGCUUGCUUACAUCCCACGUUUGGAGUUUGUGGCCAAGUGCUGUUUGUUUCUGUAGUCCUUGGCUUCUUGUUGCUAAAUUAGAGCCAUCUGUUUCCGUUCAGAUCAGUUGCGCGCCUCUAGAGUUACAGACACCCGACAAGAACUUAGAACACCCAGCUUCAGCGGGCCCUGCUUUGCCGUGCCCUUGAGAUUCUAAAACUUUCUGAAACACAAACUGUCAUCGUGUUCAGUGGGAUCUUCUUAAAGCACUCUUUUCUGUAGAGCCCAAACCACACACUGGCUUUCCCCCUUCACACAGCCAGCCUGGCUCCAGUUACAGCUCUGACCUUCAGUGCGCUACAACCAUUUCUAGCAUAUGCUUCCGGCAGCCACAGCAGUGAGGGUGCCUUCCCAGGGAUUAAAGGAAAGUUUAGACAAAAUUCCCCAGGAUUGUAUAGAAAGCAUCGAAGGGACUAUGAUGGAUGACAGGAAGUACGUCAGCCUCUCAAGUACAGGGAUCCCACAUGCCUUCUAAGCUUUACCUCCUGACGCCAGGCAGCAUCCACUUCAGAUACAUUGGUUUCCAAACAUUUCCCGCCACUUCCUGAGAAUUAGCAUUUCAGUGGAGAUGCUAUCAGAGACUGAUUCCAGAAAUCUCUUAGGCUUAAUCAACUCUUAGGCCAACAGUUGCGGGCCACUCUGUCUGCCUGUGGGUGGUGCCCCCCUCCCCCACGGCCCUGCCAUGGGAAGUGGACUUGACAGCAGCCAGAACUUGUCUCUCACCUCCCACCAGCAGCCUCCACUCAGCCCCAGGCCCCAGGCCCAUGAAGCACAAGUCUCAGGGGACCGUUCCCAUCCUGUGGGGACCCCAAGGGAGCCCCCAACAUCUCUUGCAUCCACCACUGGCAGUGUGGGCACAGCUGGCCACCAGGAGCACACAUGCCUGGGGGGAGGGGCCUGCUCAGUUGCCUUCAUCCCUGUUAAAAUUGAGUAUAUGCAAGCCAUGUGCACUUGGGAAUUGCAUGCCCUGAAAUUCCUAACUGUGUGCACCUUAGUUUGAAGUUGACAUUAUGUAGCAUGCCCAAAAGAACGGGUGGGCUUGGGCUUGUCCUCCAGUCACCUCUACUGCUUGUUGGGAGCGCCUCGUUCCCCUCUGCCAGCUGACCCCAGGUUUGGGGGAACCGGUGUGGCUCCAGCACUUACUGUCCACUGUCUCCCUUCAGCCCGUGCUCCCUCCCCCACCGUCCUCUCACCUAGGGUGAUUGCUCACCAAUUUGCACAAAUAGGAAUGCCAUUAUGUCUUAGCAGUAAUUCCAUCUUGAUUUUUAAAUAAGCCCAAAGCCCACUUCUGGAUUUCCUUACUUUAAAAAAGAAAAAGAAAAAAAAAAAAGCAUGUAAGCACCUGUGUCCUGUGUUUAGCAAGAAGGCUUUGAGUCCCUCAGUGGGAUGGAGGGUGCAUGGACAAAGGGGGCAUUUUCUCCCACGCAGUAAACCUACCAGAUGCGUCCGUAGCUGUGAGAACGCAAUGAUUAUAGUCACAAUAACUCACUAUCACUGGGUAACCUCUCACAAUAGAUUUGUAUAAUCAAUACGGGUCUAUUUUUAUGUCAACUCUGUAGAGCACCUUCCAGUCUUUUUCAAGAUUGUUAAAUUGAGACAAGUAAUUGAAUAAUUUGUCCUAUUUUUAUUUAAAAAGUGAAUGGACUGAAAUGUUAAUGUGAAUGUACAUUUCUUAACUGCAACUUUUCUACUGAGUGUUUGCACUAUACUCUCUGGAGUCUUAUUUAACAAAAAUAAAAGAGAAAAAUUGCUUGACUAAA